Molecule: messenger RNA, 2444 nt
Organism: Daphnia carinata
Lineage: Eukaryota; Metazoa; Arthropoda; Branchiopoda; Diplostraca; Daphniidae
Product: dopamine receptor 1-like
Exons: 6
Coding region: 431-2188 (585 amino acids)
Biological process (GO): adenylate cyclase-activating adrenergic receptor signaling pathway
Cellular component (GO): membrane
Molecular function (GO): G protein-coupled receptor activity
Source: RefSeq, a predicted model, not a curated record
AAGAGCUGCCGUAUUACAUUCUUUCGGUUGUUAUUUUCUUUCAUCUGCGUUUGUUGUUCAAAGUUCAGAGUGUGCUGGACAUUUAUUUCGUUCCAUAAUACAACACUCCCGAAAUCCCCGCUCUUUUUUCAUAUCUCUGUAACGGAUUUAUCCGAUUUCUGUCCAUCCCAUUGGCGUGAUUGCCUCUAGUCGUGCCUCAAUCCAUCGUGUGCGGUGAGUAAUUACUGGACGAGACAAAGAAAAAAAAAACUGGGAAUUUAUAUUAUCCUGGACGUUGACUAAGUACCGCGAGCGACACAUUGUUUCUCAUCUUCAUCCAACAGGCGAUGGAAAAAAUGACAGCUGACGACGAUUUACCUGGAUUACGAUUGGUUUGACGAGAAAUCAAAUCAACACUACUGAGAAGGGGAGUCAAUCACGGCGAAUAAAAAUGUCCCAUCGGCCGUACUUUCUUUCAUCCGUUGAUCUACAAAAUGGGAGCGUCGAACUCAAUUUGACUGAGUGGCUGCUAACGACCAACUCCAAUAAUAAUAUGACCAGUGAUGAGCAAGACACGGCACUAGAUCUUGCUGCAUCGCUACUUGUUGGUAUCUUCUUGGCUGUGAUUAUCUUCUUGUCGGUGGCCGGCAAUUUACUAGUCUGCAUCGCUGUUUACACCGAUCGGACGUUGCGCAAAGUGGGCAACCUCUUUAUCGUUUCGCUGGCCAUCAGCGACCUGUUUGUGGCCUGUCUGGUGAUGGUCUUCGCCGUCGCCAACGACCUCCAAGGAUUCUGGGUUUUUGGCGAUCAAUUUUGUGACAUUUGGGUCGCGUUCGACGUCAUGUGCUGCACCGCCUCCAUUCUCAAUCUAUGCGCCAUCUCCAUGGACCGAUACAUCCACAUCAAGGAUCCGCUACGUUACGGUCGCUGGAUGACUAAACGAGUCAUUUACAGUUCAAUCGCAGCUAUUUGGCUGUUGGCAGCGCUGAUUUCAUUCCUGCCUAUUUCGAUGGAUCUUCACAGACCCGUGCAAGAAAUGACAUUACAGCUGGACGAUCAGCCGUUAGAAUCAGCGUUUGACGAAGAGUUGGGCAUCUUGUCGAACGACAACACGCCAGCCGACGCUUACACGGUAACGAAAAUGGGCAAUGAAAAUGAAGAAUCAGCUGAUAACGAUGGAUUAAACAAUCCACCGGUACUUACGAUAGCGUCAUCAUCACAUCAAUGCGCAUUGGAUUUAACGCCGACCUACGCCGUUGUAUCUUCUUGCAUCAGUUUCUAUUUGCCGUGUUUGGUUAUGUUGGCCAUUUACUCGCGACUUUAUUUCUACGCCAAAAUGCACGUGCAAAAUAUUAAAGCUGUCACGCGACCCGUCAUUCUUCUCGGACGUUUCGAACCAGAAGCCAACGAUUCCGGUGCAUCGGAUCCAGCGCAUCCACAAGAGGAAAAAUCGAAAAAGAAGAAGAAGAGGAGACAUUAUCAGUCACCCACUCCACCAGGGACGAGUGCAUCGUCAACGACUGGGCAAAAUAGUUACCACGUUUCCGACCAUAAAGCGGCCAUCACGCUGGGCAUCAUCAUGGGAGUCUUUCUCAUCUGCUGGGUCCCCUUCUUUUGCAUCAACAUCGUCGCCGCUUUCUGCAAGACCUGCAUCCCGCCCAUCGUUUUCAAAAUACUCACCUGGCUCGGCUACUCCAACAGCGCCUUCAAUCCCAUCAUUUACUCCAUUUUCAAUCUCGACUUCCGGCUGGCCUUUCAGAAAAUCCUCACCGUCAAGACGAGAUCCUUCUGUUGUCACCGGUUCGCCGAUAUCUACGAAUCACGCUCCAGAGGUAAUUCGGGACAGAACGGCGGUGCGGCCAUACAGGGAUCAUCCAAUCAAAUGCAUCCGCAGCUCAGCAUGGAUCACUUGAGGUCGAAUCAGGAACAGCUGUUGAGUAACGGCCAUCAUCAAAUGCAACAGCAGGCCGGUCAGCAGACGGCCGUUACGGAUAGUGAAGAAGAGCAUCGCCUUGGACGGCCAUGUUGCGAACAGGAUGAUGUCGAUGCGCCUUGCACCAGCGUGCUGGUAGUCUCCACGUCUUCAGGGCACAUCAUCAGCUCCAAUAAUCUGAUGAAACCUCAUCACCACAUUCGAAGGACUUCCAAUAGUGCGACUCAUCGGAAAGACUCCGGCCAGCAUUUGCUCGUCGCCGAGAAAGUCGUCUGAUUUUAUUACAACUUAAAAUGCUCUUUUUUUUCCCCGUUUUCAUUUGUGAAUAAUUUCGCACAAGACUCAUAUGAUACCUUAACGGCUUAUGAUGUGUUAUUUAGUGUAUACCGUUCGGGAUUCUCCGACCGAGUCGAAUCCUAGUCUUUUACACACAACACACCUGUACAUGUAAUAAAGAAAAUUGUUGUAUAAUUCCAAAUUACCAGAAAUUUAAAUGACACAGUAUAAAUAAACAUAUAUUUAAAUAAAUCUA